This is a messenger RNA of Acipenser ruthenus (sterlet), 1521 nucleotides long. Its product is annotated as homeobox protein Hox-A7-like. The coding region runs from base 852 to 1487 and encodes 211 amino acids. Lineage: Eukaryota; Metazoa; Chordata; Actinopteri; Acipenseriformes; Acipenseridae. The transcript has 2 exons. Gene Ontology annotation, cellular component: nucleus. Gene Ontology annotation, biological process: regulation of transcription by RNA polymerase II; anterior/posterior pattern specification. Gene Ontology annotation, molecular function: RNA polymerase II cis-regulatory region sequence-specific DNA binding; DNA-binding transcription factor activity, RNA polymerase II-specific. The record is from RefSeq and is a predicted model, not a curated record.
CAAAAAGAAAACGCUAUUAAAUACAGUUUUGUUAAGUGCGAUUAUCAAAGUUUUGAGUUGGUCCCAGCCUAUGUGUAAGUUAGGGAUUUCAUGAAGUGUGUUCUCUGCUGUUUCGAAUUCGGUUGAAAGUUGCAGGGAACUCUGAAAUAAAUGACUGUAAACCAUGUAUUGCAAUUUAAAUUUUAUCCUGAAAAGAGUAUCUUAAUUUUAUCACAAAAAUACACGUCGUGGUAGAAAUGUAAAAUAUGCUUUAAAUACUAAAGAGGUCCUAUUGGUGUCUAUAAAACCUGAUGUGUGUCUUUAUAGAAAUGUGAAUUACUAGUGUGACUUUCACAUUUCAUAAUGUGAAGCAGGAGAACGUACACACUGUAUACCUAGCACACGGCUGGGUAAGUAGGGCCUCAUAGCUUUACAUUCAUCCUUGAUAUAUAGGCUACAUGUAACAUCGGGUAUUGUUUCCUUACAUUUUUAAUGUUAUGAUCCCUACUUAUUUGGAUUUAAGGCCACUAAGAUAAUGACUAGGCACUAUAUGACCUACUGUUAGAUAUAUAACUGACACGCGAAAAAACUUACACGUUUUAUAACGUACACGCGAAAUAACCGCCUGCAUUUAGCCGGAUCCAUUAUAUUUAAAUGUACUUUUUGUGCUAAUUUCCACUGCUAUAAUCUCCUCCAGUGGUUCUGCAGGUAACCAUUGGAUGCCAUAGUCACAAGGAUAAGUCACGUGAACAAACUAGGUUAGUCCUGAGGAAAAUGGGGUUUGGUGUAAAUCUGGGGUGCAAUGCUGUCAUUUAUAUACCUCGUAAAAAGGACAGCGAAGAGUCCCGGCCAACAAAUCACCGGCCAAAAUUAUGAGUUCUUAUUAUGUGAAUUCUCUUUUUAGCAAAUAUACUGCGGGGACUUCCCUUUUUCAAAAUGUAGACCCGACUUCUUCCUCUUUCACAUCCAGCACGCAGAGAUCCGGGUAUGCACCGGGGACUGGAGCCUUUUCUUCCUGCUUGCCUGGUUUGUACAAUGUGAAUAAUGCAAUCUACCAGAACCACUCUGUGUUCACGUCUGGGUAUAACCUAGGCUCAGAAGCCUACAACCUCCACUGCAACUCCCUCGAUCAGAACAUUCCUGUUCUGUACAAUGAGGCGAGCAAACCCAAUUGCGAAAGAACGGAUCCUGCUACCCUCAACCCCCGAUGUGAAGGACAUUUCCAGAUGUAUCCGUGGAUGAGAACUUCAGGUGGUGAUAGAAAGCGUGGGAGACAGACUUACACUCGGUACCAGACACUGGAGCUCGAGAAAGAGUUCCACUUCAGCCGCUAUCUGACGCGCAGGAGGCGGGUUGAGAUCGCUCAUGCCCUGUGCCUCACAGAGAGGCAAAUCAAAAUCUGGUUUCAGAACAGAAGGAUGAAAUGGAAGAAAGAACACAAUGAUGAGAGCCCCAGCACAGCAACGACAGCAACAACUGAAGUGAAAGACGAAGAGGAGGGAUCAUAAAAAAAAAAAAGAAUCGUAUCUGAAUAAUAAUAAC